Molecule: messenger RNA, 1488 nt
Organism: Aspergillus calidoustus
Lineage: Eukaryota; Fungi; Ascomycota; Eurotiomycetes; Eurotiales; Aspergillaceae
Source: the annotation of a GenBank genome assembly
AUGAGUUCUGUCCUUCCACAGUUUGAAGGGAUAUCACCUAUUGACUCUUUACUUCCAUUUCUUUACAUUCGCUUCCAACUCUACUUUCCUGUGAUAUGCAACGAUGAUAUUGUGCUUGCCCUAAACGACGGCGUGCAAAGAUUGCUGCAGCUUUCCCCGGUUCUAUCUGGUUACAUUCACCAGGAUUUGCAAAAAUCCGUGUUGGACGAGAAAAUUACCAUCCCCAACAUCGAGGAUGUCGAUAUUUCCCAGAUCUUCAGGGUCAAACGCCAUGAAAAGCCCUUUAAAGGCUUUGCACAGGGUCAGGUAUCCCCAAAUUCUCUCAUGUUUUUGGAUAUCGCCCCCGAUCCAACGAAGCCUGCGCCCGUACUAGGUAUUCAGUUGAAUAUUUUCCUUGACAGCCUUGUUUUGGCGUUUUCCGUCACUCACCGAGUGAUUGACGCAAAUGGACUGGGAACCUUGAUUCGAACUUUAGCACAUCUUUGUGAUGAUACAGGUGGUAAAACAACAAAACUCGCAACUCUUUCCGGCCCAGAGCAGGCAUAUACCAGAGCGGCACUGUCAACUAUUUAUCCCCAAGCUAUCGUUCCUAUUACGCUUCCGCAAUACGUUUUUACUAGCAUUCCGGAUCAAAGCCCAGAGACGAUGCACAAGAAUGCGACGAAACUGGCAACCUUGUGCGUUAGUCGCUAUGUUACUAUCCCAACGACAAAAAUACUCAGUCUCAAGAAGAGCUGUUUAGAUCACGCAAAACAUCCCCAUAAAUGUGCCGAUUGCGAUGACCGAAUUCCAUCCGCGGAUAUCUCUUGGCUAUCAAGCAACGACGUCGUUUCCGCUCUCUUAUGGCUAUGUAUCACUCGAGCCCGCUUUUUCACAUCUCAAACCACACAAGAACGAACCGAGGAUAAAAGCGAAAAGGUAUCGGUCUUCGGAAUGGCGGUUAAUGUUCGUCACCGCUUGUCCCCUGCCCUACCGGCUUCAUACAUGGGGAAUGGUGCGUUAAACCUGAAACUUGUCAGAGCUCUCCAGGACAUAAUACCAGGCGACGGCAAUGAAAAAGACCAUGCUGCAAUAGUGUUUCGUUUGGCAUGUCAUAUACGCCAAGAGCUCAAUACCUUCGAUAAUGACUAUGUUCGAAGCCUCCUGGCUGUCGUUCAGGCCCAUAGGUCUACCCCUAUGAGAGUCGGUGGGCAUUAUGAUGUAUGCUGCAGUAACUUACGCGGGAUUGACAAUUUAUAUGAGAGCUUUGGAUCUUCUCUCGGACGUCCAGCCCAUGUGGUAACAACGGAUGGGUAUUUUGAUGGAGGCUGCUACAUUCUGCCCAAGCGGAUAGGCAAGAACGCGCCAUGGGACAUCCAUUUGACACUGGGAGAGCAAGCUAUGGAGUGGCUAAUGCGCGAUUCUUUAUUUAAGGAGUAUUUUGAAGAUCAUCCAUUCUUGCAGGGAAAUAUUAGUGGGGCAGAUGCCCUUGACGGCUUUCUGGUGUGA